Molecule: messenger RNA, 705 nt
Organism: Cylicocyclus nassatus
Lineage: Eukaryota; Metazoa; Nematoda; Chromadorea; Rhabditida; Strongylidae
Source: the annotation of a GenBank genome assembly
AUGACUCGCGUUAUCGAUCGAAACUCUUCGGUUCCAUCAGAAGGAAAUGGACCUGAACGUGUGCUUAGCGACAGCAUACGAAACGAUCAUAUAUACCCAGUGAAUAACUCAGUAAUGGACGGAGAUCGAGAACCACCUGCUAUCCGACUGGGUUUCAAACCCAUUCCGCAAAAAGGAAGGAUAAACGAACGACUAGGAAAACGACUUUCCAUAAUUUAUUUGGCUGUGGUGAGCAUUUUUGCGCUCACAAUUUCAAUUUCGUUGAUCGUCGCUAUCGUUUCAACAGCUAAAUCAAAAAGUGAAGAACCAGCACCUACGAUCACUACCGCGAGCGUUGGUGGAACAUCAACUACUAUGUCAUCGAAGAGAACGCAAACUGCCUCGAUCUCUGUAACGUAUUCACAAUCUAUUUCAUCAAGCAAAUCAACUCUAAGAUUCUCUACAAUGACGAAGACUAAGUUGGAACCAACAUCAAGAAAAUCUACCCGAAGAAGCUCCACAACUACAACGAAUGAGCCGCAAAUUUCAAUUCACUGUAUGUUUGUUGGAGACGUACUCAAUUUGGGCAGGGACUCGAUAGCGGUCUAUCAGUACUAUGAGGACAAAUGUAGCGGGAUAUACGAUCAAACCAAAUUACGUGCACUACAAAAGAAUUGUGGUUGUCAAUAUGGCCGGAGGAGACUUCAGCAAGAUCUUAGACGAUAA